Messenger RNA from Aspergillus terreus NIH2624, 804 nucleotides. RefSeq names its product SDR family oxidoreductase. Bases 1 to 804 code for a protein of 267 amino acids. Lineage: Eukaryota; Fungi; Ascomycota; Eurotiomycetes; Eurotiales; Aspergillaceae. The record is from RefSeq and is a predicted model, not a curated record. The transcript has 2 exons. Gene Ontology annotation, molecular function: oxidoreductase activity, acting on the CH-OH group of donors, NAD or NADP as acceptor.
AUGACUUCAUACGCUAUCACCGGAGCCUCCAAAGGCAUUGGCCGCGAGUUCGUGCGCCAGCUCGCUGCCAGCUCGACCAACACAGUCCUCGCGAUAGUGCGAGACCCCGAGUCAUCGGGCAUAUCGGAGCUCGCCUCCAAACACCCCAACGUGCAUGUCGUCAAAGGCGAUGUGACAGACCCCAAAUCUAUCCAAGAGGCUGCCUCGGCCGCAGCUGCCGUCACCGGCGGCAAGCUCGACGUGCUCAUACACAACUCCAACGCCGUGGACAUGGCCAGCAUGUCCUCCAACCCGACGCAGCUGCCCUUUGAUGCUGAAGCCAUUCGGGCAAUCUUCGACCCGCCGCUUAGUACAGCGAUCUAUGGCGGGCUGUGGACGACGAACGCCUUCCUACCCUUGAUUGAGAAGGGCACCCAGAAGAAGAUUGUGCACAUCUCUAGCGGCAUGGCGGACUUGGAUCUUAUCAAGAAGACGGGUGUCAGCGGUGCUGUUGCGUACUCUGUCGCAAAAGCCGGGAUGAAUAUCCAAGUUGCCAAGUACGCGGCAGAACUUGCGCCGAGACGCAUCAAGGUGUUGGCUUUGAGCCCUGGAUGGGUUGAUACGUGGGAGGGAGCAAAACCUCCUCCGGUAGUAGAAGCGGAAAAGGCCAUGCUGAAGCAGUUUCAAGCAGCGGAUCCAGCACUUAAAGGACAGAUUCAGCCGGAGGAGAGUGUUAGAAAAUGCCUCCAGGUCAUUGAGAGCCUGGAUGCGGAGACCAGCGGCUUAUUCCUGAGUCAUAAUGGAGAUAGGGCGAAGUGGCUGUGA